Molecule: messenger RNA, 3910 nt
Organism: Conger conger (European conger)
Lineage: Eukaryota; Metazoa; Chordata; Actinopteri; Anguilliformes; Congridae
Product: C-terminal-binding protein 2
Exons: 10
Coding region: 444-1781 (445 amino acids)
Molecular function (GO): NAD binding; transcription corepressor activity; oxidoreductase activity, acting on the CH-OH group of donors, NAD or NADP as acceptor
Source: RefSeq, a predicted model, not a curated record
UCGGCAAAGGAUUGAAGAGCAUAUCUCAAACCCAGCCACUCUCCAGUCAUCGGGGACGUAUAUCACUUAAAAAAAUAGACCAGCUAUUUUCCAGCUGCACAUUGUAAAACGUUCUGUUCGAUUCAGUUGCUUCUGUGCCGGAAAUUGUUCUCUAGACUAUUAGUUACACAGUUAGCACUCGGAGGAUUAAGUUUUUUGUCAUUUUAAUUUAAGGUGGAUCAAUUGUCUUAAAUACAAGAUUGGUAGGAAGCGAUCUUAAAAAACAUCGGAUGAUGGUGUUCUUGGGUGCAUAAAGUCGCUUUUUGAGCUUGCGAUAAACAUCCUAUAUUGAGGUGUGUGGAGGCGUUAUGCACUGGGGAGGACCCCGCGAAGGGCGUUAGGUUACUCAGAACACACGUACGUCUCCGGAGGAGGAGGAGGAGGUGAGGGCUCCUGGCGCCGGCAUGGCUCUGACCGACAAACACAAAGUGAAGAGGCAGCGGCUGGACCGGAUCUGCGAAGGUAUCCGGCCCCAGAUCAUGAACGGACCGAUGCACCCGCGCCCCCUGGUGGCGUUGCUGGACGGGCGCGACUGCACGGUGGAGAUGCCCAUCCUCAAAGACCUGGCCACCGUGGCCUUCUGUGACGCCCAGUCCACCCAGGAGAUCCACGAGAAGGUGCUGAACGAGGCGGUGGGAGCCAUGAUGUACCACACGAUCACUCUGACCCGCGAGGACCUGGAGAAGUUCAAGGCCUUGAGGAUCAUCAUCCGCAUUGGCAGCGGCUAUGACAACAUCGACAUCAAGGCCGCCGGCGAGCUUGGGAUCGCCGUGUGCAACAUCCCCUCGGCGGCGGUGGAGGAGACGGCGGACUCCACCCUGUGCCACAUCCUGAACCUGUACCGGAGGAACACCUGGCUGUACCAGGCCCUGCGGGAGGGCACGCGCGUGCAGAGCGUGGAGCAGAUCCGCGAGGUGGCGUCUGGGGCCGCCCGCAUCCGCGGAGAGACGCUGGGGCUCAUCGGCUUCGGUCGGUCGGGGCAGGCGGUGGCCGUGCGGGCCAAGGUGUUCGGCUUCAACGUGAUCUUCUACGACCCGUACCUGCAGGACGGGCUGGAGCGCUCGCUGGGCGUGCAGCGCGUCUACACGCUCCAGGACCUGCUCUACCAGAGCGACUGCGUGUCCCUGCACUGCAACCUGAACGAGCACAACCACCACCUCAUCAACGACUUCACCAUCAAACAGAUGCGGCAGGGGGCUUUCCUGGUGAACGCGGCACGAGGGGGCCUGGUGGAUGAGAAGGCCCUGGCCCAGGCUCUGAAGGAGGGCAGGAUACGCGGGGCAGCCCUGGACGUCCACGAGUCAGAGCCCUUCAGCUUUGCCCAGGGCCCGCUGAAGGAUGCGCCCAAUCUGAUCUGCACCCCACACACAGCCUGGUACAGUGAGCAGGCCUCCCUGGAGAUGAGGGAGGCGGCAGCCACGGAGAUCCGUCGUGCCAUCACCGGUCGUAUCCCUGACAGCCUCAGAAACUGCGUCAACAAGGAGUUCUUCGUCACCUCGGCCCCCUGGGGAGUGGUGGAGCAGCAGGCUGUUCAUCCUGAGCUCAACGGCGCCGCCUACAGGUACCCGCCAGGCGUGGUGGGCGUGGCUCCAGGUGGGAUCCCCGGAACGUUGGAGGGCAUGGUGCCAGGGGGAGUGCCGGUGGCCCACACCUUGCCCUCCGGUACACACCCCUCGCAGGCUCCCUCGCCCAACCAGCCCUCCAAACACGGAGACACCAGAGAGCACCUAACCGAGCAAUAGCAGUAGACCCAGGAGCGCUCACACACCAACACUCAACCCGGGACCAAGAGACAGUGAACACACCCACUGCCCUGCACUGGGAGCCGGCACGCGUUUCCACGGAUUUGUACUUCUCAUUUUGUUUAGAUGUUUUUUUGUUUAUAUAUAUUUUUUUGGUUUAGUACAUUUUUUGGGUUAUUUUUAUUUUUUUUGGAAAUGCCAGUUUUUAUUGGACGUUCCAGUGUUAAUACAGUGCAGGUGGGGCGGGGCUAGCGUGCCAGCUGGGAGGAGCCUCGGCCUCGCCCAACCACUCCUCGUCUCGUGGGAAAGCCUGCUUCCUGACGUGCAGAUCAGAGCUCAGAGAAACCACGACAUCACGUGUUACUGGACCCCGACGCCCAUCCCACCCCCACCCCACCAUCCCACCCUGCCUCGUGACCCCUUCCCCCAGAUUCCCUCCCCCUCUAAACCCCCCUCCCCUCCCCCCAUGUCAGUUAAUGUGCGUCUGAAGGUUAUUCUCGGUUCAUUCCGUUUAUUCAAGCCCCGAAAAAGCGAAUACGCUUUUCUUUUAUUCUUUAAUGUGAGAAAUAAGAAGAAAAUAAAAAAAAGAUUAUAAAAAUAUAUAUAUUUAUCAGACAACAGCAAAAGGAAAGAAAAAAGAUUGCCCACAGCAGCAGCAAUCUAUGUAGUGAACUUUAACCCUUUCCUGGCCAAAGGCCUUCCAUGAUAGGUAGUUCUCAGAAUGGGCUUUGACCACCCAGAAGAGCGCUUCCACACAGCAAGCCCAGCCUGCCUCUGGCCACGGAGUAUUUAAAACUAUUAUCUAUUUACCUAGACUGUAGCACAAUAGUCUUAAUGGAGGUAUUCAAGGUCACGCAGCACUCUCAGAUUGCAUUUGUAUGGUUUGGCUAAUAUGCAGAAGUGCUUCAUGAAACGGCCCCAUGAAGUGUAGCAAUUACUUAUUUAUUUGCUUUAGCCUUAGCAUAAGCCCUUAGCGUAGAGUAACUUGCAUAGCUUGCAUUUUUAUAUAUUUGCCAUUCAUGCAGAAGGAUGUUUACUUUUGCAGUUCGGGUCCAUUACUUUGCUCAAAGGUAUAGCAGGAGUACUCUGAGAAAGAUUCAAGACUCUGCCGUUCUGGUUACCAAUCCACUGCUCUACCCCAGUAAAAAAAACAACUGCAGAAACAAAGCUGUCCUGUGGGUUCAUUUUAACCAAAUGUAUCUGAUUCAUACAUUUUACAUACAGAAUAUGUUCACGUGGAACUCAUAGCUAUUUAUAUACAGUAGAUAUUGGGAUCAAAAUUAUUGGAAGUACUCAGUAGCACACGCUCAUUUCAUUUCUGGCAGUGAAGUUUUACGUGGGAAUUGUUUGAACAGUCUUCAGUUGAGAUGAGAGGAAGUUUGUGUGUGAGGCAGCAAACUAUCCAGCAAAUUCAGCCUUCAACUAACAUCUGAUUGGUUAUGGGAUUGACGUCCUAUUUCUGAGCAAAGCAAGAAGAUAUUGUAUGUGAAUUUUUCCCCACUUGCGACUGAUCGCACAUUCUCUUCGACCUCAUCUCCAGAAGGUUUUGAUAGACUGUUUACUUUUUUAUAUAUAAAUCCAUGCCUCUUCACCAGAAGUAAGAUUACAUUCCCUUGAUCAGGAAAGGGUUAAAGUAAACAUUAGUUGUGGAUUAAAGUUAAACCACACAUUUCUUACUGACUCAGGAAAACACCUUUUUGCAGAUAUUUUUCCCCAAAAUAUUGUCUGAGAAAGAAAAAAAAAGCUGUCUGGAUAUUUCUCUCUUCCUACUCCCUCUCUCUUCUCCAUUGUGAUAUUUUUAUAUAACAGACACAUCCCGUGUGUUUGGUGUUUAAAAGUUUUGCAGAGUCCUGUUAGAUUUGUAUUGCCUAGUUAAAUGUUCUUAUAACCAUAGUCCUUUUGUGAACCACCUCUCUCUCUUUUUUUGUUCUAAUGAAGGCCAGUUGGAGCUCUUGAGGGCGUUGUACUCUGAGAGAGCAAUAGCAAACUCUUACUAGUGUCCCAACAAUAGCAGACGAUGGCUGCCAGAGAAAUGUUUUGUUUUUAGUGUGAGUAUUUGUAUUGUUUCUUGUACAAGGUGAACAUUUAGCAUUCAGUGCAGUUCAAAUAAAAAGAAAAACAACUCCGAA